GUUUCACGUUGUUGUUUUUUUACGUCUGCGACGUAAGUAAGUCACGACUGUCUGUCUGUUGCAUCAAACAGCGAACGGCUCGGUUUUGCCUGACCUGAAAUAUGCCACAUUCACACAGGAUCGACAUGUGUCACCAAACUAGAAAUGGCAAUCUUCCCGCAGCCUGACUGAUUAAGCUAGCCAGCCACUUGGCUACCUCCUAGCCCAGGUUAGCUGAGUGCAGUCGGCGCAUCACGAACCAACAAGCAGCUACUGAGAGAAGAUGGCGGAGUACUCGCCUGUCCUGCCGAUGAGGGAUGGUGGAGCGAGGUUUGGUAUCGGACAGCCCAUCUUUCCCCGGUCCCGGUCCGGUUCAGAGUCCGACAGUGAACUGUCUCAGAGUCUGGCCCGAACCAAGAUCCGGUCUUACGGGAGUACGGCUAGCGUCGCGGCUUCUCUCGGCGAGAAAUACAUAGAGCAUCGGGUCACAGACAGCGACACUUUGCAGGGCAUAGCCCUCAAAUACGAAGUAACGAUGGAGCAGAUCAAGAGGACUAACAAGAUGUUCAGUAACGACUGUAUCUUCCUGCGUAACACCCUCAACAUCCCUGUGGUCUCAGAGAAGACCUCUCCCUUCAACGGCCUGUCUCUAGAGUCCCCCGACGGAGAUCCCCAGGACCAGGACUUCAACCCCCUUUGUGUGGGGCAGGACAGGGACACUGAGGAGGACCCCUCGCCACCUCUGGCCCCUGGGGAUAAGGACAGUAGUAGUUAUAAACGGCCCCAGCCAGAAGAGCUGUCGGCUCAAGACUUCCUGCACAGACUGGACUUGCAGAUUAAACAGUCAAAGCAGGCAGCCCGCAGGCUCAAAGAAGAGGAAGUGAGGGACAGUGAAGAGGAAUACACACUUCCUGUUUCAUCAUACCAGGAGAUCUAAUGGACACGUUUACCUGAAGCCCUGAUUAACACCCAUCCACCCAUCAAUCCUUCCUACCUUUAUCUUCCUGUAUCUCUCUUUUACCAAACCAUCACACUGUCAUGUCUAAGUGUUUCAACUGAGGAUUCAUCCUUUGCCUUUUUAAUAUUAGUGUCAUUAUCAUACGUUUUAUUAUUAGUAUUCUUCUGGUUUUGUACUGUUCAACUGCUGUCAAUCAUCUGAACAGCAGGUAGUCUGUUACUAUGACACUCAUCCACUCACUACAAGUCUACAUGCUGCUGCUGUACAGAAUAACUCUCUGGUCUGUGUAUAACACACACGCACACACACACACACACACACACACACAUACACACAGGUGUGUGUUUGGGGGAUUAGUUCGAUACUGGCUUUUACCCUAACUCUGAUGAUCCAAUCCCUCCUAGAAUAGCAUCAGUCCACCAGAUGGAUGGAGAAGCCUCCAGUAUUACCUCCUCUUCCUCCUCCUCCUCUCUUUUCCUCCUCUCCUCCUCUUUUCCUCCUCUCCUCCUCCUCCUCCUCCUCCUCUCCUUCUCUUCUCUUCCUCCUCUUCCACUCCUCUCUACUUCCUCCUCUCCUCCUCUUUUCCUCCUCCUCCUCCCUCUCCUCCUCCUCCUCUCCUUCUCUUCUCUUCCUCCUCUUCCACUCCUCUCUACUUCCUCCUCUUUUCCUCCUCCUCCUCCUCUGUUCCUCCUCUACUAGGCUGCUUCCAUAAUGGCAGCCUAUUUAUACCCCACAUUGAGUGCAUCCCAAAUGGCUCCCUAUUCCCUAUGUAGUGCACUACUUUUGACCAGCUGUGGAUGGGAGGGGUGCUGAAGCUGUGGAUGGGAGGGGUGGUGAAGCUGUGGAUGGGAGGGGUGGUGAAGCUGUGGAUGGGAGGGGUGGUGAAGCUGUGGAUGGGAUGGGUGGUGGAGCUGUGGAUGGGAGGGGUGCUGAAGCUGUGGAUGGGAGGGGUGGUGAAGCUGUGGAUGAGAGGGGUGCUGAAGCUGUGGAUGAGAGGGGUGCUGAAGCUGUGGAUGGGAGGGGUGGUGAAGCUGUGGAUGGGAGGGGUGCUGAAGCUGUGGAUGGGAGGGGUGGUGGUGUUUUGUUUACCUGUUUUGAAGCAUUCAUUGGUGACAUAAAAGGAAAGCUCUGUUUGAAGUGUGAAUGUGCUGUUGUUUUUAAGUGUGUGAAAUACUGUACAAAUGAAACCAUGGCUGAGAUUUAAUGUGCUUUUUUUUCUUGAUUUGAGGAUGAAUAAAUGCAACUUUAAAACAGA
Oncorhynchus kisutch (coho salmon) is the source of this 2192-nucleotide messenger RNA. Its product is annotated as lysM and putative peptidoglycan-binding domain-containing protein 2-like. NCBI's taxonomy places the organism in Eukaryota, Metazoa, Chordata, Actinopteri, Salmoniformes, Salmonidae. The record is from RefSeq and is a predicted model, not a curated record. The transcript has 3 exons. The coding region runs from base 263 to 916 and encodes 217 amino acids.